Apus apus (common swift) is the source of this 8770-nucleotide messenger RNA. It is a transcript of the gene CFAP263, whose product is annotated as coiled-coil domain containing 113. The transcript is spliced from 9 exons. NCBI's taxonomy places the organism in Eukaryota, Metazoa, Chordata, Aves, Apodiformes, Apodidae. Gene Ontology annotation, cellular component: axoneme; ciliary basal body. The coding region runs from base 1 to 1068 and encodes 355 amino acids. The record is from RefSeq and is a predicted model, not a curated record. Gene Ontology annotation, biological process: cilium assembly.
AUGGCGGAGCGGAGCCCGGAGGCGCUGCCGCAGCUCCGGGCGCAGCUGCGGGACGCGCGCCACGCCAGCGCGCUCCUGCAGACGGAGGUGGAGCUGUUCGAGAAAUGGUACCGUACGAUGGAGCCGUGCGCCCCGGCGCUCCGGCACCAGGCGGAGCCGCAGGACGCCGCAGAGGAGCUGACACAGACAACUGGCAGGUACAAAUCCAAGCUUCACAGUGUAACAGACUGUCUUGUAGGCCUGACAGUGGAGCAGAAAUGUGAGCUGGCUCAGUGGGAGCUGAGUGAGGUGGAGAAUGAGAUUCAGAGGAUGAAGGAGGACUCGGAGCAGACCUUGCAGAGCCUCCAGGCAGUCACAGAAGAAGCAGAUGUUUGGUGGACUGAUGUUAAGCAAGCCAUCAAAGACUUUGAGAAUGACAUCAUCAGCGUAAUUUCCUGCAAGAGAGGGAGUAUCAUAGAUUCUCAGAAGCUGCUGGGAUACAUGGAGGAGAAGAACCGCCAGAGGGAUCUGCUGAGAGAGAAGUUGCGCUUAAAAAAUUACUUGCUGAAGGGUUACAAGAAGAAGCUUCAGAAGCAGCUCAGGCAGAAGGAGCAGGUGGGAGAAACACCCUGUGAGGUCCGUUUGCAGCAGCUACAGGUUAGGAAUGCCCAGUACCAGAAGAAGAUGGGUGAGAAGAACCAGGAGCUGCUGCAGUUAAAAAUUACCUCAGCAAAGACUGUCCAAGUCCUCAAGUUCUAUAAAGGGAAGCUGCAGGAUGCUGUGGAAACAUCCACAACUCUGAUGAAAGACAUCUCCCAGAGGAAGCAGCUGCUGGAGAAAACUGAAAGAGAAGCUGCUCUGGUGGAGGAGCAACAAGCCCAAGCUGAGAGUGUGAACUGGCAGCUGCAGAAGCAGCUCUCAGACCACAGAGCGCCCCCUGUGCUGAAUUACCUGCAGCAGAAGAUGGAUGUUACCGACCUCAAGAGCAGCCUCAAAACUUGGCAGAGGAAGGAGGCUGUUGCCAAGAUGUCCUUGCAAAGCUACCGCAGAGCAUGGAACCAGGUCAACAUGUAUGGUAACCAGUACUAGGCUGUCUGGUGCUGCAAGGCGGGCAGUGGAAGCUGCAGAAGGAGCCAACCCGGUGGGGAAGUUUGCUGUGAAGUGGGUGAAUGUAGCACCCUGCAAGCUGCAGUGAGAUGAAUCCCCUUCUGCAUGAAAUUAUAAAGAAACCCAUAGCUCUGUUGUGAGACCAUCUCUUUGGUCUGUUCCAGCAUGUGCUGGCUUCCACCAGGCUCUGCUGCCUGGCCACUGUGCAGGCCCUGCUGGGUCAGCCAGCUCUGCUUUGGGUGCUUCCCCUCCCUCCAUCACCCAAGCAGUAUCCUUUGGUGAUCAAACCUGACAUGUUUGCAGGAACUGUCCUCUUGGAGUCCUAGUGGAAUAAGUUAUCCAUGGGACAACAAUGUGCCCUUGUGGCCAAGAAGGCCAAUGGAAUCUUGGGGUGCAUGAGGAGUGUGUCCAACAGGUCUAGGGAGGUUCUCCUCCCCCUCCACUCAGCCCUGGUGAGACCUCACUUGGAGUAUUGUGUCCAGUUCUGGGCUCCCCAGUUCAAGAGGGACAGGGAUCUACUGGAGAGAGUCCAACAGAGGCUCUGAGGAUGAGGAAGGGACUGGAACACCUGCCUUAUGAGGAGAGGCUGAGAGACCUGUGGCUUUUUGGUCUGGAGAGGAGAAGACUGAGGGGGGAUCUAAUGAAUGUCUAUCAGUACAAUGAGGGCAGCAAGAAGGCAGGGACAACCUCUUGUCACUUGUGCCCUGUGACAGGACAAGGGGCAAUGGAUUCACACUCGAGCCCAGGAAGUUCCACCUGAACAUGAGGAAGAACUUCUUUCCUGUGAAGCUGACAGAGCCCUGGGACAGGCUGCCCAGAGAGGUGGUGGAGUCUCCUUCUCUGGAGACUUUCAAGACCUGUCUGGAUGCCUUUCUGAGUGAUCUGCCCUAGUUUUGGUCCUGCUCUGGCAGGGGGGUUGACCUGUUGAUCUUCAGAGAUCCCUUCCAACCCCAAACAUUCUGUGAUUCUGUGAAUAUAAACACCAGCUGAAGUCUAUAAGCUCAUACUCUGCCUAGUCCUCAGGAGAAGCAGAGGGAGCAGCAGGCCAAGAGGGAGAAGCCCCAGAAAGGGGACUCUCCCCAGCAUACCUCCCGCUUUAUAAUGACCAUGAGGUGAGUGGGCUGGGACAACCUAGUCACUCAGCUUGGGGCAGCUGCCCUUACUGGAGCUUCUGGCUGUCUGGGGCUACUAAUGGCUUGUCCUUCAUGGCUGGCCUGUGCUCCUGUCCUAGGGAAACCAGGACAGGUCCAUAGCACCUCAUGCUGCCCUCACUGAAAUGCCUUUUGGGACCCAGUUCUCAGUCCCUCUAACCUGGCACAUGGUGGGGCUGGCAGCAUCACACUUGUGAGAGACAAAAAGGACAGGGUUGUGCCUUACCCGUGUCCCUCGUGCCAUGGCUCUCAGUGGCUGUGGACUUCACUGGGAGGAGAGGAGGGCAGGUCACAGCCUCUUGAUCAUUACCCUCAGGGUAUUCAACCUCUUGACAGGGAUGGAGAGCAACAGCAACUCCCCAUCAUCCAAGAGGAAGCAGUUAAUUACCUGUUGUGGCACCUGGACACUCACAAGUCUGUGGGGCUAGAUGGGAUUCACUUGAGAGUGCUGAUAGAGCUGGCAGAGGAGCUUGCCAAGACCUUUCAGCAGUCCUGGUUAACAAGGGAGGUGCCAGACGAUUGGAGGCUUUCCAGUGUUGACACCCAUCUACAUGAAGGGCCAAAAGGAGGAUCUGGGGAACUACAGGUCAGAUCUGUCAGCCUGACCUCGGUACCAGGAAGAUCAUGGAGAAGCUCAUCUUGGGUGCACUCACGUGGCAAGUGCAGGAUAAUGGUGAGAUCAGGCCCAGCUAGGAUGGGUUCAUGAAAGGCAGGUUCUGCUUGACCAACAUGAUUUCCUUCUAUGACCAGGUGACCCAACUAGUGGGUGAGGGAAAGGCUGUGGAUAUUGUCUGCCUGGAUUUUAGUAUGGCCUUUGGCACCAUCUCCCACAACAUUCUCCUUGAGAAACUUGCAGCCAAUGGCACAGACAAGUCGACUUUUCAGUGGAUUAAAAACUAGCUGGGUGGCCAGGCACAGAGUGUUGUGAUAAACUGAGUUGAAUCCAGCUGGUGGCCAGUCACCAGUGGUGUCCCCAGGGCUCAGUAUUGGGGUCAGUUCUGUUUAAUAUCUUUACCAAUGAUCUGGAUGAGGGAUCGAGGGCAUCCUCAGCAAGUUUGCAGAUGAUGCUAAAGUAAGCGGGAGUGUUGAUCUGCUGGAGGAUAGUAAGGCUCUGCAGAGAGAUCUGGAGAGGUUAGAUUGAUGGGCUGAGGUCAAUGAGAUGAGGUUUAACAGGACCAAGUGCCAGGUCCUGCACUUUGGUCACAAUAGCCCCAAGCAACGCUACAGGCUUGGGGAAGAGAGGCUGGAAAGCAGCCCGGUGGAAAAGGAUCUGGGAGUACUGGUGGAUGACAGGCUGAACAUGAACCAGCAGUGUGCCAAGAAGGCCAACGGCAUCUUGGCCUGUAUCAAAACCCAUGUGUCCAGCAGGAGUCGGGAGGUGAUCGUGCCCCUGUAUUUGGCCCUGGUGAGGCCACAGCUUGAGCACUGUGUGCAGUUAUGGGCACCACAGUGGUUAAUGAAGUCAGCCUGAUUCUGAAGGGAGACAAAGCCCCAGCCUUGCCACCGGCUCUGCCCACAGCAAGCUGGGCACAGCCCUUCAGUGGGCUUGCACAAAGCCCCCCUUGUGCAGGAGAAGACCCGGCCAAACAAGUGAUCACCUUGGCUGUAUGUCUCCUGGUGCUUCACCAUUUAUAUUAUUUGCUGGAUUGUUCCUGCUACCAAGGAAGAUGUAACAAGCAAAAACAUCUGAUAAAACUCUAUUGACCACAUUAAAACACCAACCCAGGCAAGUAGAGCUGUUGCACAGGAGAUCUGAGCUUACUUAUAAGAGGGCACCAAGUGACCCGAGACCAACUUUGUGCAUUGGCUCAGUACCUUUUGUAGGAUACUGGAAUCAGUGAACCCUUAAAAUCCCUCACAGUCCUGUCCCACAUUAAAUUCCUUCCCUCCCAAUAAGAACAGACGAUAGCAAAGAAAAAGAGAGGGCAAGUAUUAAGCCCAUGCGGAACAGGAAGUGUCUGAGGAGACCUUUGUUCCACUCUAUAGCAAUGGUGAAAAUAGCUGAUCCAGGAUAAACCCAUCUUGCAGCUCAGAUUUGCCAGUUUGCCAUUUGACACAUGUCAGUGGGAGCCACCCUUCAGACACUUACAUAUCAGAAGUGACCAAGACAGAUCCUUGCAGCUCCCACAACUCUGCUUGACUCCCUCAGCUUCACUAUGGACAGAAAUCCACCUGUAAUUACUUUUUUUUGCCUCUCCGUAGCCAGACAGGAGUUUUACAGCUUCAGUGGAUUCUUCCAUAAUAUGGAUAAGGUACUUCAAAGCUGGGGUUGUAUUGCCAGCUAAGUGUUGUGUAGAAAGGAAGGCAGAAACUAGAGGGCAACUAGGUUCUGGGCAGGUCAAAGGACAAAUAGUCUCCAGGCUGAGUCUUUCUGGCAGUGAAUGAAGUAUAAUCCAGGAAAAACAGCAGCUCCAUUAGAGGAGGGCCCAGGACCAGGCUGAUCCCGUUCAUGUGGGGUUGCUGCACAUCACAGUAGCAGCCAUCAAAAAACUAUUUCCACAGGGAGGACAGUGAGAUCUGUCAGGAAAAACAAACAGCAGUUCUAGCAGAAGUCUGGUCAGUGGGUAACACCAUUCCCUAAGGGAUGUGCAUGACCUUAACUGGAGCACAGAUCCUACUGAAUUAGCUUUUCUAUUCUUAGGAUGAUGACGCAAUUUAUUUCUGAAAUGUGCCUGUGCCAAGGGACUCUAUGUCUGUGCACUUCAUAAGAAAACUCUUAAAACCCCCAUUAAUACUUAAAUCUUAUCAGGCUAGCACAGAAAAAGGAAAGAGAGGGUCUUUCCCUUCCUACAGAGCCAAGAGUGGCCAAAUUUACAGGCAUUGUGGGAAUUCAAAGAGUUUGAAAUUUUUUAAGGGCUGGAAGGGAUGGGAAGGAUUAGAGAUGGUCCCAGGUUUUGCACUCAGGAUUCAUUGGUGUUUGACAGAUCAAACACUGAGGGAUUCUGCCCCCAGACAAUGGGGGUAGAAUCAGGUUUUGAAUCAGGGCAGGCUCAGUGUGGAUGGGGUGACCUAGUCCACCCUGACUGGGCUGCUCACAAAACCCUCCUGACUCAGACCUCACCCACUGAAACUGGAAGUUCAGGUAUAAAUAGCUCAAAGAGCUGAUUGAUGUUUUCUCACCUCUCUGUUGGCUCUAGAUAUUAGGUAAAGCCUCCAGAGACUAAGGGGGUGGCUUCCUGAUGGACUUACAAACAAGGGAUGAUGGUUUUUGUGACAAAAAAGGAUGCUCUUUGCAACACAACAGGAAUUGCACCACCAUCCCAGCCUGAAGCAGAUCCUUUAGGAUCUGGCCUCUAUUAGUCAGGCCAGAAAACCAAAGUGAGCAAUUUUAACUGUCAGUCUAAAACAGCAAUCUUUGUGCUUUAAGUGUUAAACAUCACUAAAAUAACACUAGCAAGCGCUCUGUGAUCAGAGCCCUGAUAGAUUUAUGUUUGUUGGCAGAUUCCAUCUUAAUGUCAAUCUUCCAUACCUGAGAUAGUCUAGCAGUAAACAUUUCAGAGUGGAAUAUCUUCAGUGGGGUGGCAAUUAGAUACUGGAAAAGAAAAGAUCAAGAAUCUGGCACACUGUCCUGUGUGAUCAUGUCUUUGCCUGGCUCGGUACAAGAGCAGGUGAGGUGUAGUUGAAUGAGUGUGAAGGAUCUAGCACUACUGGGACUUCACUGACAGAUUUGCUUCAUAUUAAAGUGGAACUUUGGUUAAAAGAAAUUCAAAAGGGGAAAGAAAGCCUUGAGAUUCACAGCUUCUCUCAGGCCACCAGUCUGUAGCACUGUUCCCACAGCAAAACCAAGCUGGUCAGCCAAGACCUCUGUCCCAAGUAUGUUUUUUUUCCAGCUUUGUUAACCUGUUUUUCUGGUGGUUCCAUCACAUUGGUCUAAACAACAAAGAUCAGGAGCACACAAAUUCUCCUUACUACUCCAGUCCUUGCCUUGGAUUGGGGCACUAGUGGUUUCCCAGGGCUUCCCCGGAGCAGUACCUGGAAGUCACAAAGCCAUGAAUACACUGCAGAGCAAGGUCACAAUUAAUGGCCCAUGACAGAAGACUGGCCAAGGCACGGUGCACAGAUAUUGCUAUGAAUAACUCUACCCCCUGGGUGCUGGAUCCUUUGUAGUAGGGACAGAGGCUGCCACACCCUGUCCACAUUUGCUGCAGUGCCCUUUUCCUCAAAGUGCACUUUACCUUCUACCUAAACCCACACUGUUUCCCAGCCGGUUUCCUACUCCCUCUGAAACUAAACAUUUUCUUCAAAGGUCAGAUUAAGGUCUCUCUUCUAACCACUGACAUUUCUGGCUUAAUCCAAAGCUUACUUUGAACCCGAGGUAGCAGGUUGUCAGCAUGGGCAGGAGGUCAAGAACAACAAGCACUUGAGCUGCUAAUGCAACAGGGACCUGUCCACCCAGCACUGCCAAUACCAGCGUGCUGCAGGGCUUAUCUAAUCAGUUCUCCAAGCUUGAGUGUUAUUUUGCAACAGGACUCCUCUCUCCAGAACUCACAUGAGCAUUUAAAACCACUGGCUACCUAAUGUGCAGUGCAAAGAUGAGUCCUUGGGUCUAGAUGGGCACAAGGCACCCAGCUUAGGUUGGGAUCUGUAGGCAGCUAGAGCCAACUUCAAAAUCCUUGCUGCUUCAUGUGAAGCUAUGAGAGUACACAAAGGAGAGGUUCUGGCUGUGACCAGGAUGGCUGCUACUGUGACCCAACUUGCAGAAGCACGUUGAGGGAAGGAACGCAGCUGGCCAGGCUUCCCCUUGUCACACCUGAGUGAAGUGAGGGCUUCUGGACUGUCUGUCCACAGAGCACAGAAAAACAGGAGGAAGGUUGAUAAAUUGAUCCCAGUGCAUGGUUGGUGCAGUUCUGGGCCACUCACCACAAAAAGGACAUUGAGGGGCUGGAGUGUGUCCAGAGAAGGGCAACAGAGCUGGGAAGGGUCUGGAGCACAAGCCUGACCAGGAGCAGCUGAGGGACCAUAACAUGCAACUUGAGUCUGCCUUUCAUGAGCACUAAGUACUUGAAAUAUGAGAACAUUUAUUUGGCUUCUGAUUUCUUGGCCUCAGAAGCUUGGUUUUCUGAACCACUUUUCAAGCUCGGCAAAAGCGCUUAUCACCAAGAGACUGAUAAAAGAGUCCUCCACAAAAUGCUCGUGACUUUGUAGGGGAUGAGUAGUCACCAGAGUGUCAGAGAUGCUUCCAGUCCUGACCUCUUCAUUUAAAAGGCUUGGUAUUUACUCUGUUGCCUUUUCAACACUGCUCAAGCAGUAAUACGGUGGGAAUCCUGACCUGUGUCCCCACUCACCUGCUGUUGAUGGGUGACAGGUGACUGUGCUACUCUCCUGGAGGCUUUUGGGCUAAACCACUUGAUCAUUCUUUACCUUUCUGAAUCUGUAUGUGAGGAUGAACAGCCUCCCAGAGGCACUGAUAGAAAGAAACACAUUCUGGUUAUUUAUACAUGUAAAUAAGAUCCCAUUUCCAGCUGAAAUAUUAAGCAGUGGUUUGGAAUCUUCCCCUUCCUAGACAGCUCCUGGAGAUGCUCAGAGCCUGGGAUUCCUGGACCUUCCCAGGCCCUGGGGUUGAAGGGACAGAGGUGGUGAUGUAAGCUGAUGGGGAAUACUAACUCCUGCCCUCAGUUUCCUACAGUGGGAAUCGGAUCCCUCCUUAGAGAAGGGCCACAACUGAGAUUACUGGAGCUCCAGUGGUACUUCUGAAGAGCUUGUUCCCAGCAGUACAAACCACACGCUUACAGGAACUUUGACACUUUUAAAUUAACAAAGUUAUUUCAUUUCCUUUGAGACUAUGCUCUAAUGUGAAGCUUGCUCAUUAAUUACUUCAAAUAUCAAGGUUUAAUGACAAUGCCCCCGAGCUAAAUUUCAAGGCAACCAAAAUUCCAGAGCCAUACAGGAGACAGACAGACAAUCCCACAGAAAGGUAAUCCUUCAAGAAUGAUGAUGAUGCUUAAUGUUAUUGAUUUCCCAGUGGUAAUAUUUCAUCUUUCAAACACAGAGCACAUUCCCUGCAGAAGAUACUCUUGUUCGUGUCUCACUGUCUGUGGGCUGGAGUGUCCUACCUGGACCACAGCUGCAGGAGUGAGCUGCAGUCCUGCAAGAAGAUGAAUUAAAACCAGACUUCAUUCCAUAGCUCCAGAGAAAACAGACACCCAUCCUACUGGAUGGACAUCCUUCCCCAUGGGUGAUGUACAGGUGCAUCAAAAAUCAAAUUGCAUGUGGGCUGGAGUGGAGAAUAGCCACGGGAAAAGAAAAAGGGCCUCCUCUAUGUGUAAAGAAGUAGAUAAAACAAUAUGAGACAGUUAAGGGCCAGGGCUUGCUGUGAGCAGCACUGUGAAUGUUGACAAAAAUCAGAACACUGUUUAUCGUGCGUUUGGUGUGCGAUUGGCUACAUCCUGGGAACCCAAGGUCUGUGUAUGUGCCAAGGAGCAGGUGUGAGUGCUAUUUACAUUCUCUGUACUUGGAUUGCUUAUUCUCAGUUCUCAUUGUAAAAGUAUAUAAGGGAGCAUUUUUCUCAUAAUAAACGAUUUUAUUGCUUCUCA